AUGGUUAUGGCCAGUGGGGGUGGCGGGCUGGUACAGUCCCCACCCGAGAUGAUGCACCAUCACAACAUCAUGGACACUUCCUCACAUGUCGAGAUGAUGCCCAAAAAGUUGAGGCUAUCAUUGUGCGUGGGCUGCGGGGGCCAGAUCCACGACCAGUACAUCCUGAGGGUGGCCCCCGACCUAGAGUGGCACGCGGCCUGUCUCAAGUGCCAGGAGUGCAGGCAGUUCCUAGACGAAUCUUGCACGUGCUUCGUUAGAGAUGGGAAAACAUAUUGUAAAAGAGAUUACACUAGGUUAUUCGGUACUAAAUGCGAUAAGUGCGGAGCGUCAUUUAGUAAAAACGAUUUCGUGAUGCGCGCCAAAACGAAGAUCUACCACAUCGACUGUUUCCGGUGCUGUGCAUGCGCUAGACAACUUAUACCCGGUGACGAGUUUGCGUUAAGAGAAGGAGGCGCAUUAUAUUGUAGAGAAGAUCACGACGUCUUAGAAAAGAGUUCAGCAACCAGCGGUGGAAGUACCAAUGCAGAAAGCAACAACAAUACAACCUUAAAUAAUAAUAACUCGCACCAUCCGCACGAACUUGGAUCCAUGUCAGAUUCUGGAAGUGAAUCAGGUUCCCACAAAAGCGGUCGCGCUCGCACCACUGCAGCAGCCGAUGGCAAACCGACGAGAGUACGAACUGUUCUAAACGAAAAACAAUUACAUACUUUAAGGACAUGUUACGCAGCCAAUCCUCGACCUGACGCGCUGAUGAAGGAACAGCUGGUAGAGAUGACGGGUCUCAGUCCUCGCGUCAUCAGGGUCUGGUUUCAAAACAAACGGUGCAAAGACAAGAAGAAAACGAUUCAGCUCAAGAUGCAGAUGCAACAAGAAAAGGAGGGGCGGCGGCUGGGCUACAUGUCGCUGGGUGUGCCGCUGGUGGCGGGCUCCCCUGUGCGGCACGAGGCUGCGGCGGCGGCGCUGCCACUCGAGGUGACGGCGUACCAACCACCAUGGAAGGCGCUCUCAGAUUUCGCUCUCCACGCUGACCUUGACCGAGCGCCUCAUCAUAGCGCCGCCUUCCAGCAUCUCGUUAACCAGAUGCACGGUUACGAUGUACCAUCGUUGCCGCCGCCUCGACCUCCGCAUGGCAGUGAAGAGAAUUACGUCACUUACCUCGAGAGCGACGACAGUCUUCCACCCUCACCCUAG
Molecule: messenger RNA, 1191 nt
Organism: Diatraea saccharalis (sugarcane borer)
Lineage: Eukaryota; Metazoa; Arthropoda; Insecta; Lepidoptera; Crambidae
Source: the annotation of a GenBank genome assembly